AUGUUUGGGGACUGCCAGGUGCUCUCGUCGAUGGCGGCCAUGGCUGGGGGCUCAUCCUCCGCCGACGCGCUCUUCGCCUCGCCGCUCAUGCAGCCCAGCAGCCACAACCAUGCUGGCGCGCUCGCCGGAUUCAUGUCCUCGUCUUCCGGCAUGCCCUUCCACCACCACCACCACCACUUCUCAACCAACCUCAUACCUAAGGAGGAGGGCAUCAUGGGCGGGAUCCACCUGGCCAAGGACGAGGACCUGGACCUCGACAUGGAGAUGGAGCUCAGCGCCGGCUCCGGCAGCGGCCACCUCGACGGCCUGCUCAGCUUCGCCGACGUCGACGACGAAAGGGACCACAAGCCGCAGCACAGCGAGCCGGACGCAGCCCACCACAACAACUCCUCGGCGGCGGUCCCAGCCGGGCCCGGCGGAAACGGCAAGAAGAAGCGGUACCACCGCCACACCGCGCACCAGAUCCAGCAGAUGGAGGCGCUCUUCAAGGAGUGCCCGCACCCGGACGACAAGCAGCGCCUCAAGCUCAGCCAGGAGCUGGGGCUCAAGCCCCGCCAGGUCAAGUUCUGGUUCCAGAACCGCCGCACGCAGAUGAAGGCGCAGCAGGACCGCGCGGACAACGUCGUCCUCCGCGCAGAGAACGAGGCGCUCAAGACCGACAACUUCCGCCUCCAGGCCGCCAUCCGCAACGUCGUCUGCCCCAGCUGCGGCCAGGCCGCAGUCAUCGGGGACAUGUCCUACGAGGAGCAGAACCUGCGCAUCGAGAACGCAAGGCUCAAGGACGAGCUGGACCGCUUGGCGUGCAUCGCCACCCGCUCCUACGGCGGGCGCCAGCCGGUAAUGUCGUCCGCGUCCGCAAUGAGCGGGAUGUCGGCGCCGCCGUCGAUGCUCAUGACGCCGCUCGACCUCGACAUGAACGUCUACUCGCGGCACUUCGGCGAGCAGCCGCACGGCGCAAUGGACCUCAUGGUCAUGCAGCAGCAGAUGGCCGCCGGCGGGCACGGCGCCGCGCCUUCGUACAUGCAGCAGCAGAUGGCGCCCGUCGUCGUCCAGGAGCAGGACAGGCAGCUGGUGCUGGACCUUGCCUCGACGGCCGCCGACCACCUCACCAAGAUGUGCCGCGCCGGCGAGCCGCUCUGGGCAGCGCGCCACCACGCCCCUGGCGACGUCAUGGACGCCGACGAGCACGCGCGUAUGUUCAGCUGGCCCGGCGACGCCGCGAAGCAGCAGCACGGCGACCCCGCCCACCCGGCGAGGAUUGAAGGGACGCGUGACAGCGCCGUCGUCAUCAUGAACAGCAUCACGUUGGUCGAUGCCUUCCUCGAUGCGAACAAGUGGAUGGAGCUGUUUCCUUCGAUCGUGUGCAAGGCAAGAACCAUUCAGGUGAUACACAGCGGAGCUGCUUCCGGCCAUCUCGGCAGUGGAUCUCUCAUCUUGAUGCAAGCCGAGGUGCAGUUCCUGUCUCCACUGGUGCCGGCGCGUGAGGUGGUCUUCUUCCGGUACUGCGUGCACAAUGCGGAAGAGGGGAGCUGGUCCAUCGUCGACUUCCCAGCAGACGGUUUCCAGGAGGAGCUUCUCCAGCAGCAGCAGACCACCUCGCUGGUCCGGUGCCGCCGCCGGCCGUCGGGCUGCAUCAUCCAGGACGCGCCCAAUGGCUACUCCAGGGUGGUGUGGGUGGAGCACAUGGAGGUGGUUGGGGAGGAGAAGCCGCUGCAGCCGGUGUUCAGGGACCACGUCGCCGGCGGCGCCGCGUUUGGGGCCACGCGGUGGGCCUCCGUCCUCCAGCGCCAAUGCGAGCGCCUCGCUAGCGAACUCGCCCGCAACAUCGCAGACCAAGGAGUUAUCCGCACCCCGGAGGCGAGGACAAAUAUGAUGAAGCUGUCUCAGAGGAUGAUAACUGCCUUCUGUGCUAACAUCAGUGCAUCCAGUAGCCAAUCUUGGACGGCGCUAUCCGAUUCUACAGAGGACACAAUCAGGAUCACAACAAGAAAGAACACUGAGCCAGGGCAACCCAGCGGUGUCAUCCUCACGGCUGUCUCCACAAGCUGGCUUCCGUACAGCCAUCAGCAGGUGUUUGAGCUUCUUGCAGAUGAGCAACAGCGCUGUCAGCUUGAAAUUUUGUCAAAUGGGGGCUCACUUCAUGAGGUGGCACAUAUUGCAAACGGAUCCCACCCAAGAAAUUGCAUUUCUCUUCUUCGCAUAAAUGCUGCAAGCAACUCAUCACAGAAUGUGGAGCUCCUGCUGCAGGAGAGCAGCACCCACCCUGAUGGUGGAAGCCUUGUGGUGUUUGCAACUGUGGAUGUUGAUGCUAUCCAAGUGACAAUGAGCGGGGAGGACCCUUCCUACAUCCCUCUCCUCCCCAUGGGCUUUGCCAUCUUCCCAGCUACCAACCCUUCAUCUGCAUCCACCAGUGCAAACACCAGCCAUGGCGAAAGUAAUCCAGGUACGGCAGAUGAACCCACCAAUGGCUGCCUCCUCACCGUCGGCAUGCAGGUGCUAGCAAGUGCCGUACCUUCAGCCAAGCUCAACCUCUCAAGUGUCACCUCAAUCAACAGCCAUAUCUGCAACACCAUUCACCAGAUUACAACAGCACUUAAGGGUGGAGGAGCUAGCCGGGCUGAGCCGGCAUCUGGAGGUUCUGACCAGUAGCAAGAAACGCUGGGUGGGAAUGGAGGGGAGCUCAAGACAGCAGACCAAAAUGCCUCUCAACUCAACCAUUUUGCUACCUGCUAACAUCCCAACUAUGCCUGUUAGCUCAGCUUGCAAGGGAGGAUUUGACAAGAACCCAACACUAACAACUUCAAAACUCCUCUUCUUCCCGCCAUGGGCCUCUCAAAAUGACAAAAAUACCCCAAAGUGAACACUGGGGGCAUUUUGAUCAUUUUGGGAAGGUGAUGUUAUCUCUCAUCUAGAAAGGGUCUUGUCAAGCUCUCACUUGCACCAACCAACUGAAUCAAGCCGAAGCAUUUUGGUCAUGCAGUUGUUGCUGCUCUCCCUCUCUCUGUUCCCUUGCUCGUAAAUCAAAGACUGAAGGUUAGCUCUGGUAUCUUUCUUGGAUUUUGUAAUAAUGAGAAUACUUAGCUUGAGUGUGUGAGUUAUUUGUGGUAGACUUGUUGAAGACUAAAGACUUAUUAAGCAUAUUGUAAUAGAGAAGAUAAAGGAAAAGAGAGGAGGAGUCAAGAGCGAACCAUUUGUGAUCCUUCUUCCCACACUAGCAAAGAAGGGUCUCUUGGUUCGGGAAUUGACUUGUUUCCUCUCUGCUCUACCUUUGCCUUGUCUGUAAACCUUUGGCUUGUGUUUUAUUAC
Messenger RNA from Lolium rigidum, 3306 nucleotides. RefSeq names its product homeobox-leucine zipper protein ROC3. The coding region runs from base 1 to 2649 and encodes 882 amino acids. Gene Ontology annotation, biological process: regulation of DNA-templated transcription. Gene Ontology annotation, molecular function: DNA-binding transcription factor activity, RNA polymerase II-specific; lipid binding; DNA binding. Lineage: Eukaryota; Viridiplantae; Streptophyta; Magnoliopsida; Poales; Poaceae. The transcript has 10 exons. The record is from RefSeq and is a predicted model, not a curated record.